Fusarium falciforme is the source of this 2166-nucleotide messenger RNA. RefSeq names its product Zn(2)-C6 fungal-type domain-containing protein. Gene Ontology annotation, molecular function: DNA binding; DNA-binding transcription factor activity, RNA polymerase II-specific; zinc ion binding. Gene Ontology annotation, biological process: DNA-templated transcription; regulation of DNA-templated transcription. NCBI's taxonomy places the organism in Eukaryota, Fungi, Ascomycota, Sordariomycetes, Hypocreales, Nectriaceae. The transcript is spliced from 6 exons. The record is from RefSeq and is a predicted model, not a curated record. Bases 1 to 2166 code for a protein of 721 amino acids.
AUGUCGAGACCCACCGAGGCAGAUCAGACUGGUGAUGACCGGCAGCCUCCGGCGUCACCCCAGCCGGCACGCAACGAGAUAACCGUGGCGGUUGGGAAGAGGCCAAGGGCUGCACGAGCGUGCGACAAUUGCCGGCGCCUGAAGGAAAGGUGCACUGGCGGAACCCCAUGUGACGGAUGCAUCAAAUCCAAGCGUCAGUGCGCCUUCACCAACGCAUAUAGACGAUCAAGACGGCGGCCUGAAAUACAAAAGUUGGCGGAAACGAUUAACCCAAGGGUGUUUUUCGAUAUCGAUAGGAUCCGCAACUUGGAAGCUAUUGUUCAGCACUUUACGGAUAUUCAGGAUUUCAGCCCUACUCAGCUUACGGAGACGGUGGCAGCUCUGUCAACGGAUAAGUGGAGCUCGCCUACAUCACAGGAUCCAGCGAACCGUGACGAGGCUUCCGACGACACUCCCAGCAACCAACAGACGAAAGACGCUGCUUCUAUCCUAGCCUAUGAAGAGUUCUCUCAUUCCGACUUUACACGUCAAAUCCAACAAAAGUUAGGUCCUGACUUGGAAAGGCCCAUCACCGACCCGACAGCCGGCGUGGCUACUGCCGAACAGUUACUAUCAUGGCCCUUUAUCGUCCAAGACGCAGUAUCUGUGUUCCCACCUGCCGAGGUCGCCACUGCGUUGCUCGACAUUUUUUUCAACGUAGCUCAGACAAACUACUUCUACGUAGACGAAGACUUUAUCCGGAACCGGAUAUCUGAGAUAUACGCCCACCCUGCUACGCCGCUCACAAUCGCCGACGCUCCAUGGGUCUGCACGGCUCUCAUGGUGUUUUGCGUCAGCACCCAGUUUGCACACCUGGUCAAAGGAAGGCAGUCCAACACUGGAGAGGUUGACGUGACUUCGGCCAUUGAUGAUGCGCUUGCUCUAUCCUUCUAUCGAAAAGCAACAGCCAUGAUCCCUGACCUGCUGACUAUUGGAAGUGCCCAAUGUGUGCAGGCCUUCAUCUUGAUGGGAGUGUACACACUCCCCGUGGACCCUGCAGGAUUGGCAAGCAGCUAUUACGGCAUUGCUAUGAAGAUAGCCAUACAUAAUAACAUGCACUUGAAGAGCAAGUCCAAGACGCGAGACGCCGAGAUGCGCAACCGAAUUUGGUGGACAGUGUAUACCCUGGAGAGGCGUGUCUCCAUCUUGCAUGGCCGGCCGGCGUCAAUCCGGAGAUCCCAGAUAAGCGCCGAGCUACCAGUCGAUCGCCUUGAAUUACAGCCAUCCGGAAGGCCGAAUACAUUCCACAACGCGAUGGCCCAGAAGGACCUUACUGAGAUCAUGGAGGAUGCUCGCGACAACAUAUUAAUGAUUAAAAGAGCAACUCCCAGCUCGAGCAUACUAGUAGCCAAUGAUGCCCUCAAGGUAAACCAGGCAUUGGAAACAUGGUGGGAUAGUCUCCCAGAAGAGACCUACUGCAAGGACUUGACGCCAGGCCAGCCACUCUUUCGAUCCAACAUACACCUCGCACUCACGUAUCAUCUUGUGCACAUCUUUAUCGGCCGAUCCUUCAUGUUCGAAGAUUCUGAUGCCGACAAGCUAGGUUUGCACGGAUGGGUCAACGCUCGCAAUACUCUGAUAAGGCACUGUAUCCAAAGCGCAAUUACGUCCGUCCAGCUCUGUCAAAAGCUUCAUGACGAAUUUGGGCUUUCCAAGUCCUCAUAUACCGAGUUCACUUCUUGCUGUGCUGCGGUAGUGACUCUGAUAGCUCAACGCAUCCUCAGCAAGACGGUAGAAUUCGGCGAUAUCUGCGAUCAAGGAAUCACCUUGCUAAAAAUCAUGUCUGGCGGCGUCUUUGCCAACACCAAAAGCUCCGAGAAGCGGGGCCUGGAGAUUUUGGAAAUGGCACUGGCCAAGCUGGGCGCGAGUCAUGGUGAAAGCCCAUCACUUGGCGGUGCAGGCUAUGAUCAGUUUCGUACCUGGGUUGCGUUGCAGGUCGAACCCGAGCAGAUGCUCGGACAAGAGCAAGCAGUGCCAACGAUGGAGUGGGCGUAUGGUAGUAGUCCGGGGCAGGGAUCGUUUCAUUCAGAGGAAAUGAACUUGAUGCCUGAGUUUGUUCCCACUAAUUUUGCAGAGCUUGCGUCGCUGCCCGGUCUGGAAAACUACUUCCAGAGCUCAAUAGGAUGA